UUUCAGAUUCCCUUAUAGGCCAGAAGCUUUUACCGGGCAAUGUAGAAAUACAACUGCAACACAUCGAUGUGUGAGGCACUCAUGUUACAGCCCCCACCUACUCUGCGCCUGCUCUGUACCGACGCCGAAGCAUAUAUAGGUAGCUCAUCAAAACUAGCUCGUCUUGAAAAGUGUCUCCACACCGUGCGUAGCAAUAACGGCAUUAGCUUAGCAUAGCAUCCGGUGAAUUAGCCAGUAACACACGGAACUAAAAUGAUAUGAACGUGUGGAUGUGACAGUCACGUCGUGUUCCUGACUCGACCAAUGUUGAUGUGGAAGUUUUUAUUUUCUAAAAGAAAGAAAGAAAUGCUUAACGGCGGUUUACCAGCGCGUUUAUGUUAGCCUGCUAAUUCUAGCUAACUAGCAGUCUGGCUAACAGGAGACCAGUCAGCAGAUUGACAGGGAGCAGCCAAGAUCUGUGUGAACUUGAAGCAAUGGAUUGUGACUCGGCAGCCACCUCUGAGCGAAUUCUGCUAGAACCAUACAAGUACUUGUUGCAACUACCAGGAAAGCAGGUGAGGACAAAACUGUCCCAAGCAUUCAACCACUGGCUCAAUGUUCCAGAGGACAAACUGCAGGGGAUCAUCGAGGUGACUGAGAUGCUGCACAACGCCAGCCUGCUCAUAGACGACAUCGAGGACGGCUCCAAGCUGCGGCGAGGCUUCCCCGUGGCCCACAGCAUCUACGGCAUCCCCUCCGUCAUCAACUCGGCCAACUACGUCUACUUCUUGGGGUUGGAGAAGGUGCUGACCCUGGAGCACCCCGAGGCUGUCCAAGUGUUUACCCGGCAGCUGUUGGAGCUGCACCGCGGUCAGGGUCUGGACAUCCACUGGAGGGACACCUACACCUGUCCCACUGAGCAGGAGUACCGCAACAUGGUGCUGCAGAAAACUGGAGGGCUUUUUGGUUUGGCUGUGGGCUUGAUGCAGCUCUUCUCAGAUUUUAAACAGGACCUGAAACCCCUCCUGGACGCACUGGGUCUCUUCUUCCAGAUCCGCGACGACUACGCCAACCUGAGCUCACGCGAGUACACUGAGAACAAGAGCUUCUGCGAGGACUUGACCGAGGGCAAGUUCUCUUUCCCCACCAUUCAUGCCAUAUGGUCGCGUCCAGAGAGCACCCAGGUGCAGAACAUCCUUAGGCAGCGCACAGAGAACAUGGACAUCAAACGAUAUUGUGUGGAUUACCUGGAGAAGGUGGGCUCCUUUGCUUACACUCGUCAGACUCUGCGGGUACUGGAGGCCGAGGUCUACCGCCUCAUCGGGGAGUUUGGGGGGAACCCUCAACUGGAAAGCCUUGUCAAACACCUCAGCAAAAUGCACCGUGAUGCUGAAGCCUCAGCAGAGUCCAGUACUGAGCCACACUCCAGCCAGAACUACUGACCUCAUCCACCUGUCACUGCUACAUGACUCGCAUACUAGCCCCGCACACAGAAGCUUUGCUAAUACACUUAUGCACAUGUACACAUUUACCGAAAAGCUCAACACUCAUACCGGUUUGUUACCUUCGCAAAGUAUUUAAUGAGUCACAAUAAACUAUUAAACUCCAGCUUUUAAAUUCUGGUAAACAUCUUUGACUGCAUUCAGCAGCGACGAAACCGCAAAUCAGCCCCAAAUGUUGCCUUUCUCUUUUGUGUGCUAGAUGGCAUCCUUCACUUGUUAUCAAUUUUUGUAUCCAAUUGUAGCUGUGCAGUCAGUGGAAGAAAUAAAUUAAAACAACUUACAACGGUAUUAUGUUUGCCUUUCUGAAAAUGAAAAAUAACAAUGGCUUCCCUUUGAUGUGCACUACAGUGCAUAUACAUUUAUUUUUUAUGUUUUGCCACCAAAUGAAAAUUGUUUAUCUCGAGCUGAGUGAAUGCCGGGUGUUUAUUUUCUGAAGUCUCUGUUUAGAAAAGGACGUCUCGAGUGUAUGACGCGUGAUGAUCUGUAAUCAUUAAGCCGCCACAGUGCCGAUCGUGUAGAAAAGACCUGCAACUCAAGUGUCUACUUGUUAUGUAACCUGCUGGCAUUAUAUGCAAAGUAGUGCUUAGGCUGCUUAUGCUCUGCUGUAUAUGAAUACUGUGGAUGUUUGGGUUUUAUUGCACACUGCAUUUCCAUCUGGUUCAGAUUCAACACAGCUCUUCACAUUUCUAAUAUUUUCUUAGGGUUACUCAAUUAUGCUCUUUGUAAGUAGACACUGUGCUACAUUUAAGAACUUCUUUGCAUCUAUUGAAUAAAAAAAAACAACCUUUUUAAAGAUAA
Molecule: messenger RNA, 2279 nt
Organism: Cottoperca gobio
Lineage: Eukaryota; Metazoa; Chordata; Actinopteri; Perciformes; Bovichtidae
Gene: ggps1
Product: geranylgeranyl diphosphate synthase 1
Exons: 4
Coding region: 474-1421 (315 amino acids)
Biological process (GO): isoprenoid biosynthetic process
Molecular function (GO): prenyltransferase activity
Source: RefSeq, a predicted model, not a curated record